AUGACAGACCCGUUGUCCGUUGCUACCGGAGUGGCGGGGCUGUUAUCAUUGGGGUUGCAAGUGACCGAAUCUCUCUUCGAGUUCUACACUGCCUACAAAGGUCAAGAUGCCGAUGUGGCUCGCACUACCACAAAGGUCGAAGGUCUCCUGACGAUAUUCCGGAACCUCGAGGCAGCGCUGCGGGAGCGGACAUUUCAGCCGAACGAGCAGGACAUCGUCAAGAAUAUCGAGUCGUGUAUUCAAACGUGUAAAGACGCCAUUGGAGAACUACAAGACGAGUGCAAGAAACUAAGCCGAGGUUCUGCUGGUGAUAUCAAGGGGUCUCUCAAAGUCGCAGGGCGACGAGUGGCCUACCCAUUCCGCAAAAGUACGCUACAGAAACUGGAUGAAGACAUUGGCGAGAUACGUGAUAACCUGUCACUGGCACUGGACGUGCUCCAGCUCAAGGAUCAAAAGAAGGCCCAAGACGACAUCGCCGACCUCAAACUGCUGCUCAGACAUGUCAGUGCAUCACAGCUCUCAACGUCAGUCCGCGAGUGGCUCAAAGCCCCGGAUGCGAGUGUCAACCACAAUGCUGCGUGCGCGAAGCGCCACCCAGGCACCGGCAUGUGGUUCAUCAAUGGAUCGUUCUUUACCACAUGGCUGAGGCAGGAUGGAUCCUUCCUCUGGCUGAAUGGCCCGGCGGGAUGUGGUAAGUCGCUGUUAUGCGCCUCUGCCAUUCAACAUACCUUUCGUCAGAAGCACUCGAUGGUGAAUGUGGGCAUUGCUUUUUUCUACUUCACCUUUAGUGACGAUUCUAAGCAAGACGAGUCUGCAAUGCUACGGGCUCUCCUCUUACAGCUCUCCGGUCAGCUUUCCAACGGUCCAGCACUCCUCGACCGCAUACGGACUUCGUCCACGGUUGCGACCCCUCCCACAGACUCUUUACUCGAGCACCUCCGAGAUCUGAUACGAAGGUUUCAUCAUGUUUAUAUCUUGCUGGACGCUCUGGACGAGUGUCCCCGAUACUCUCAACGGGACCGGGUCUUGAAUGCGUUGCAGGAGAUGAGGAAGUGGUCACUGCCAGGAUUGCACCUUCUAGUCACUAGCCGAGAUGAACUAGACAUUCGCGUUUCGCUGAACCCGGAUCAAAACCAAAUGCUGAUCAUGAAGAAUGCCGGAAUUGACCAAGAUAUCAGCGAUUUUAUCUCGAGCCAACUUGAGGUCGAUCCCAAACUCCGAAGGUGGCAGCAGCAUCAUGGACGAAUCAAAAGUGCGCUCACUGAUCGAGCUCAGGGCGUAUUCCGGUGGGUCGAAUGCCAGUUUGAGUCUCUCAGGCGAUGUCCUCGUAGCGAAAACCACCUCGAUCGCUGCCUCCGCUCCUUACCACGAGGUUUGGAUGAGACAUACGAGCGCAUGCUGUGUAACAUCGAUGAAGACUGCGUGGAGGACGCCCGGCGAAUUCUAACCCUACUAUGCUUCUCCACCCGGCCUCUAAAAAUACCAGAGCUUAUUGACGGAAUUGCUGUCAACCUCAAUGAGCCUGCAGGGCUGGAUCGUCGACGUCGUCUACAUGACGCAGACGACAUUCGCACUAUUUGCCCCGGCCUGAUCGAGAUAAGAUUCGACGAGGUUCAUCGGCCAUGGGGCAACCGGGGAUACGACAAUGUCCGAGUGACACCAAAUGUCCGCCUGGCUCACUUCUCUGUUCAGGAGUACCUUGAAUCUGAUCGGAUUACGAAGCAAAAGGCAGCGUCUUUUGCAUUGCAGAGUGGUCCUGCCAACGCAGAGAUUGCACAGAUAUACCUGGUGUACCUCUUGGAGCCCGGGCUGUCGCUGAAUUGGGCGAGUACUAAGAGGUUUCCCUUAUCUCUUUUAGCUGCUCAGUGUUGGUGUGACCACUACAGAAACGCUGGAAAUGCGAUGUCCUCCUUGAACGGACUGAUAUUGCGCUUGUUUCGCCAACCAGACACUCUCCACACCUGGAUGAGGUUGAAUAACGCAGACAAAGCACGUUCCUUUCAGAUCUGGCUUGAGCUUAUGCAUGAGCCAUGGUCCCCAGCUCUACCAAUUCUCUUUGCCACGUUUUUGGGGCUUGAUGGAGUUCUACUAGAGCUACUGGCUCUUGAAGAGAAGACUAAAGACAGGCGAGAUCUGAUAAAUAGCUUGAUUGGACGCCGGCCGCUUUUUGCCUUGGGUGUGGCAGCAGAGAAUGGUCAUGAAAAGCUGGUGCGGUUGCUCCUCGAUGCAGGCGCGGAUGUAAGUGCUGGACGCCACAGGGCAUUGAGGAGAGCAUCAGAAAAUAGCCACACGAGCGUGGUCAGAAUGCUCCUUGAUGCUGACCCGCAUCGAGGAGGGCUAGAUGAAGCACUCAAAGGAGCAAUAACUCCAUAUAGAGUGCACAAAGACAUUUCGAAGAUGCUUCUAGAGGCUGGGGCAGAUCCGAAUGGCUGUGUGGAGGGGUAUACGACUCUGCUAGCGUGGGCGUCAUUACUAGGCGACAAUGAGGCGGUUCAAUUACUGCUCAACGCUGGGGCAGAUGCCAGUGCCGUGGGACGCAGAGAUGAGUCUGCGCUAUUACUUGCGGUGCGAAACGGGAAUGAGAAUGUGGUCAAGUCACUCUUGAGUGCUGGCGCAGAAGUCAAUGCUGUAUCUUGUGACAGUACUGCAUUACAAGAAGCAGUGGAGUAUUUUUGUUCUACGAAAAUGUUACAGGUACUGUUAAGCGCUGGAGCAGAUGUCAAUGCCGUGAGUUUCAGCCGUUGUACCCCUCUACAGGUGGCAUCAAGACACGCUUGGCCGGAGGGGGUGAAAAUCCUAUUGAAUGCUGGCGCAGAUGUUAACCCCAAGAAAAGUUACAGAACUACUGCAUUAUACGAAGCAGUGAUGAGCUGCUCUGUGGAAGUGGUGAAGAUGUUGUUAGGCGCUGGAGCAGAUAUUGAUCCUCUGGACUUCAGACGGAGUCUUCUACACAGGGCAUCAAGAACCGGCCAAGGGGAGAUGGUGGAGGUCCUGUUGGAUGCUGGUGCAGACAUCAACGCCACGGAGAGUUCCCGUACUGCAUUACACGAAGCAGCAAUGCGUGACUCUACGGAAGUGGUAGAGAUACUGUUGAAUGCUGGUGCAGACAUCAAUGCCGUGAGCGGCCUAUUUGAUACUCCUCUCGAGAGGGCAUCGAGAUUAGGCCAGUGGGAGGUGGUGGAGGUCCUGCUGAAUGCUGGCGCCAUCGAUGAAGGGGGGAAAGCUCGACAAGCCCUCGAAACGAGAAUCCCGCUCAAGGAAGAAAAGUGGGGCGAGGAUUGGGAGGGAGACACAUAA
Molecule: messenger RNA, 3297 nt
Organism: Fonsecaea monophora
Lineage: Eukaryota; Fungi; Ascomycota; Eurotiomycetes; Chaetothyriales; Herpotrichiellaceae
Exons: 2
Coding region: 1-3297 (1098 amino acids)
Molecular function (GO): protein binding
Source: RefSeq, a predicted model, not a curated record